Messenger RNA from Rotaria sp. Silwood2, 213 nucleotides. NCBI's taxonomy places the organism in Eukaryota, Metazoa, Rotifera, Eurotatoria, Philodinida, Philodinidae. The record is from the annotation of a GenBank genome assembly.
UUUUAUUAUAUAAUCGUAUAAAUUAGAAAAAAAAAAAUCUUUUUCAUCAAAUUUUAAUAGGUUUCACUUAAUGAAGGUCUUAAUAAAACAAUUGAAUAUUUUCGUAAUGAACUUCAUGUUAAACAUCAUAGUGAACGUAAUAUAUUUUUUCCUAAUGAUUUACAUUCCUCGGAUACAAACACAAUCAAUUCCAGAAAUCGUAACGAACUUUAA